AUGGUGCUGCUGCCUGCGGGAGAACAGAGGUCGCCUAUGAAGGGGAAGAGAAGCCUCCAGACGGUCGUUGAAGAUAUCGGCUUCGGGCCUGCGCAGAUUGUCGCGGGAGUGCUUGGCGGCGGCAUUUGGGUUGCGGAUGGCUCCGAGCUACUCAUCCUCGGCUCCGUAACCCGGGCAGUUUCCGAUGAGUGGAAUCUGAAUGGGUUGCAGCGCGGCCUGGUGGUCUCCAUUGUGUUUGUAGGGAUUCUGCUGGGCAACACCUGCAGUGGGCCGCUUGGCGAUGGAUUGGGCCGCAAGCUGCCCAUUCUGCUGUCCUAUUUGGGCAUCGCGCUGUUCAGUGUUUUGUCAGCAUCGGCCACAGGAUUCUGGUCCAUGUCCGGCGUGCGCAUGUUGGUGGGCUUCGCUUUCGGCCUUGGACAGCCAGCGGCUACGACUUUACUUAAUGAAGUGUCACCAAGAAGGUGGCGCUACAUGCUGAUCGGCCAAGCUAUGGCUUUGUUCUGCUUCGGAGAACUAUAUGCAGCGUGGCUGAUCUGGUUGGAUGACCCGAUGAUGAAAUCAUUGGAUUGGCGUUGGUUAUGCAUGGUGGGAGCAGUUCCCUCAAUUGUGGGCCUGGUUCUCGGAUACUUGUUCCUUGAUGAGUCCCCUUCAUAUCUGGAUGAGAACGGCUAUCGCGAGGAAGCGUUGACAGCCCUCGAGUCAUUGAAGGCUCGCAAUGGCGCGGUUAGCAUCUCAUGCGAAUAUGAGACGGCGGUGGGAGUGGCGCAGACACCCAAGUCAGUGCGGGAUCACGUGGUCACAAUCUUUUCUCCAUCCCUGCUGCUGACUACCAUCACCAUGAUGUACAGCUGCUUCAUGUUGAAUUUGGUGUUCUAUGGAUCCCUGUAUGCCUUCCCCCAAGUGUUCACAGACUCCAACAACUCAUCUCACAGUCCCGCAAUGGUUCUCAUGAUUGGAGCGAUGGUCGAGUGGCCUGGCUUUCUGGGCGCGCCCAUUCUGGAAAAGUUUAUCACCGGCAAGACGAUGAUGCUGUGCAGCUCGUCUUUCUGCGCGAUCUCACUUUUAUCCUUGGUGAUUGGUGCCAACGGACAUGGCACGCUGUAUGGCAUGCUGCUUCAAUUUGGUUUUAUAGGCAUCAAGACGACGAUCAGUAUUCUCUUCGUCACUGCCUACACCUUGGCAUCUUCAGCAUUUCCAACUGCUGCUCGAACCACUGGAACCGCUGCCUGCGUGGCGGCCGGACGUGUUGGAGGUAUCCUGGCUCCUCUGAUGUUUGAACAGCUGCGAUACGCCUUCGGCGGUUGGGAGCCAUUCUUCCUUGUCCUCGCAGGCGGCUACCUCCUCAACUUUUUGGUCGUAUGCCCGCUGAAGCUGGAUGCGGAAGAAGAUGGGGAUGGCGAGAACCUGCCGUUGGUCAGUUCAAAACCGCCGUAG
This is a messenger RNA of Symbiodinium natans, 1434 nucleotides long. The record is from the annotation of a GenBank genome assembly. Lineage: Eukaryota; Dinophyceae; Suessiales; Symbiodiniaceae.